This is a messenger RNA of Blepharisma stoltei, 864 nucleotides long. Lineage: Eukaryota; Ciliophora; Heterotrichea; Heterotrichida; Blepharismidae. The record is from the annotation of a GenBank genome assembly.
AUGUCACUGUCUAAGUCGUUUGACUCAGCAACUAUCCAAGAUCAAGUAAAAAUUUCAAAAAAUCCAAGCCAACACAAAAGUUUGCUUACAUCAAAAAGUGGGGCUUCUAUUUAUGAGAGUGACCCUAAAAAUAAAAAAGAAUCUCAAAACUACAACGAACGGCUUAGGUCACUCUCAAAACCAAGGCAUAAUUAUUCAGAUGAAUCUGGAGAUGAAAUUGGUCCAGGUCAGUAUGACACAAAUGAUAUAUAUUUAUCAACUAACCACAGAUCUCCAAGUGUAAAAAUAUACAAAUCACAUUCUCCAAUCACAAAAACAAAAACAGAAAAUCAAAGCCUCUAUCAUCCAAAUUUUGAAAUAAUUCAACCCUCAGUACCAAAGCCUUAUUUUUCAAAGGCUGAAGUAAAAAGGCUAUCUUUUUUUGAAGAUUUAGGCUAUAGAUCACCAGGCCCGAAAUAUAUGUGAAACCUUCCUUCGGCUCCUUCAUGGAAGUUUGGCUUAAACUCUCAUAACCAUUCUCAAAAUCGAGUAAAAAUAAACCAAGUAGAAGACCUUAAACAGAAUAACACAAAAUUCGGUAUAUCUCUUCCUCCUGUGGUCAAAGGUGCACAAAACUCCAAUAAUACAAGAUCGACCUCUAGCCAAGAUCUUCCUUCUUCAAGCCACAAAUUUAAAAUACCUGGGCUAAAUCAAUCAUCAACCAAAGCACAUUUAUUUGAAGAAUAUUCUGCGAUAAAUUCAAGUGGAUCACACAAAUAUUCUUUCAGCAAAGCUAAAAGAGAUUUAAAUUGGAAAAAACGUAAUUUUUAUGUAGUGAAAGGUUUUAAGGAUAAUAUCAGGUUCUUUACAAAGAAAUUAAAGUAA